This is a messenger RNA of Lodderomyces oxycetoniae, 3093 nucleotides long. It is a transcript of the gene RIA1, whose product is annotated as GTPase. The transcript has a single exon. The record is from RefSeq and is a predicted model, not a curated record. Lineage: Eukaryota; Fungi; Ascomycota; Pichiomycetes; Serinales; Debaryomycetaceae. Gene Ontology annotation, cellular component: ribonucleoprotein complex; cytosol. Bases 1 to 3093 code for a protein of 1030 amino acids. Gene Ontology annotation, molecular function: GTPase activity; ribosome binding; GTP binding. Gene Ontology annotation, biological process: cytosolic ribosome assembly.
AUGGCAGGCAAAGUACGAUAUUUGGAUUCGAGAGAAGAUGAGCAAUUGAGAGGAAUAACAAUGGAGGCUUCUGCUAUUUCUUUGUACUUCAAGGUAAUGAAAAUGCCAAAGGAUAAGGAGGAGGGGGGGGAGCUGCAGCAACAGCCACAAAUAAAAGAGCAUUUAAUCAACUUGAUUGAUUCUCCUGGUCAUAUUGAUUUUUCAUCUGAAGUCAGCGCAUCGUCUCGAUUAUGCGAUGGUGCGAUUGUUUUAGUUGAUGCUGUAGAAGGGGUUUGCUCACAAACAAUUAAUGUGUUGCGCCAAUGCUGGGUUGACAAAUUAACACCUCUACUAGUGAUAAACAAGAUGGAUCGGUUAAUAUUAGAGUGGAAAAUGAGCCCACUCGAAGCCCACCAACACAUCUCGAGGCUAAUUGAGCAAGUCAAUUCCGUGAUUGGAUCAUUUUAUGCAGGAGACAGGUUGGAGGACGAUUUGAACUGGAGAGAGGCGGGAGAAGUUGGAAAGUUUAUUGAAAAAGAUGAUGAGAAUUUAUACUUUAUGCCAGAGAAGAAUAACGUUAUAUUUGCGUCAUCUAUUGAUGGCUGGGCAUUCUCAAUAAAUACUUUUGCUAAAAUAUACCUGAAGAAAUUGGGGUUUUCACAAACGGCAUUGUCAAAGACUCUCUGGGGUGAUUUUUACUUAGACAUGAAAAAUAAGAAAAUUAUACCAGGGAAAAAAUUGAAGAGUAAUACCAACUCGAAACCAUUGUUUGUGUCCCUAAUUCUAGAGCAGAUAUGGGCAAUAUAUGAAAACUGCAUUUUAAAUAGAGAUCAAGAAAGAUUGGAAAAGAUUGUAGAAAAAUUGGGAGCAAAACUUUCUCCUCGAGACUUGAGAUCCAAAGAUCAUAAGGCAUUGUUGAACCAAAUUAUGUCACAAUGGAUACCGUUGAGUCAUGCUCUUUUGGGUGCUGUUAUCGACUACCUCCCAAGCCCGAAAGUUGCUCAACGAGAACGAGUUGAUAAAAUACUAGAUGAGACAUUCUACAAUUCGGUAACAUCGGAGAAGCAAGGAAACGAUUUAAUAGAUCAAGGUCUCGUUGACGCAAUGCGAGAGUGCGAUAGUUCAGAUCCAGAAAACCACACUAUUGCAUACGUAUCCAAGCUAUUAUCGAUACCUGACGAUGAGUUGCCAAAAGAAAUGAGUUUUGGAAGUGAUGCUACUGCAGAAGAACUAAAGGAAAGAACACGAAUAGCAAGAGAAUUAGCAAGGAAAGCGUCUGAGGCUUCUGCAGCAGCUCAAGAAGCAGCAGCGGCAAGCCAGCAGGAGAAUGAGUUUAUUGUUAAACCCAAAAAAAAUGCUUUUGAAUGGGAAUUUGAGGAAGAAGAAGAAGAAGAAGAAGGUGAGGAUAACUAUGCAGAAGAAAAACUGGAAACUUUGGUUGGGUUCUCGCGUGUUUAUUCUGGAGCUUUAUCAAAAGGUCAAAAGUUGACUGUGGUUGGUCCCAAGUAUGACUCUUCUUUACCAUGUAAUGAUACCAGAAAUAUUGCUCAAGUGGUCAACGAAGUCGAGAUUAAAGAUUUGUUUUUGAUAAUGGGACGAGAAUUGGUUAGAAUGGAACGGGUUCCUGCGGGUAAUAUUGUUGGCGUUGUUGGUUUGGAUCAAACAGUUUUGAAGAAUGCAACCAUUUGCUCUCGAUUACCUGAGGAAAAAUCUUAUAUUAAUUUAGCCUCGACGUCUACUUUGAUCCACAAUAAGCCAAUAAUGAGAAUAACACUAGAACCAACCAAUCCAAGCAAACUUGCUAAACUAGAGCGGGGAUUGGACUUACUUGCAAAAGCAGAUCCUGUAUUGGAGUGGUAUAUCGAUGACGAAUCUGGAGAAUUGAUAGUAUGUGUUGCUGGUGAGCUUCACUUGGAAAGAUGUUUGAAGGACUUGGAGGAAAGAUUUGCUAAGGGAUGCGAGGUUAUUGUUAAGGAGCCAGUCAUUCCCUUUAGAGAAACAUUGGCUGAUAAUAAGAUAAAUCAGGAAAGAUUACAGGAAGCGAAACAAGAACAAGAAGAAGAAGAAAAAGAAAAAGGAAAAGAAAAAGAAAAAGGAAAAGAAAAAAAAGGGGGUGAAGCUUUGGAUGAAUAUGAGGAUAGCCUUGUUAAUUUGGAGUUUGAAGUAUCCCCGCUAAGCUCGGAAGUAACAAAAUUUUUGAUUGAACAUGAGAGUGCAAUUAACGAGAUAAACAAGCAAGACAGAAACAAGAAAAAGACCGAGUUUAUUGAACUGGGCAAGAAAAACUUUAUGGAGAAAUUGAAAUUGUUGCUUGAGGUGGAGGAGAAGAAGGAAGACGAGAAGAAGUUUUAUGGAUUCAAGAGUGCUACAGAAUUUGUCGAUAACAUCAUUACAUUUGGUCCCAAGAGAAUUGGUCCCAAUAUCUUUGUUGAUGGAACAAGUAAACUCAAGCAUUUGUUUUCUGAUAAAUUGCCAGACAAGAGAUUUGAGUUUGAGAAUAACAUUUUGAACGGAGUACAGUUAGCUCUAAAUGAAGGGCCUCUCGCGUCGGAGCCAUUACAAGGAAUCCUUGUGAUAUUGAGAAAAGCCGAGAAAAAUAAGACUGAUGAAGAUAAACCUAUGAACCCAGGAAAAGUUAUUAGUCAAACCAAGAGCUUGAUCCACAAACAAUUUUUAAUGAAAUCUCCCCGUUUGUUACUAGCAAUGUAUACGUGUGAGAUUCAAGCUGCUGCUGAAGUCUUGGGUAAAGUCUAUGCAGUUGUGCAAAAGCGUGAAGGUUCAAUUAUAAGGGAAGAGAUGAAGGAGGGCACACCGUUCUUUACCAUUGUUGCCAGGAUACCAGUAAUACAAGCAUUUGGAUUCAGUGAGGAUAUUAGGAAAAAAACUUCUGGAGCAGCGAGUCCACAACUAGUCUUUGACGGGUUUGACAUGUUGGAUAUUGACCCAUUUUGGGUGCCUCACACGGAAGAAGAAUUGCACGAUCUCGGUGAGUUUGCCGAAAGAGAAAAUGUAGGAAGAAGGUAUAUGAAUAGCAUAAGGAGAAGAAAGGGUUUAUUUGUAAAUGAGAAAGUCAUUAAAAAUGCUGAGAAACAAAGAACACUAAAGAAAGACUAA